This is a messenger RNA of Hippopotamus amphibius kiboko, 1242 nucleotides long. RefSeq names its product uterine milk protein-like. NCBI's taxonomy places the organism in Eukaryota, Metazoa, Chordata, Mammalia, Artiodactyla, Hippopotamidae. Gene Ontology annotation, biological process: negative regulation of endopeptidase activity. The record is from RefSeq and is a predicted model, not a curated record. The coding region runs from base 1 to 1242 and encodes 413 amino acids. The transcript is spliced from 4 exons. Gene Ontology annotation, molecular function: serine-type endopeptidase inhibitor activity.
AUGUCCCACGGGAAAAUGCAUGUGGCACUGUCUCUAGUCCUCAUCCUCUGUGGCCUUUUUAAUAGUAUCUUCUGUGAAAAGCAACAAGACUCCCAACAAGAUAUCAACUUAGCCUUAUUAAAGAAAAUUUCAUCUCUCUCCCAGAAGAUGGAAGCUGGCUCUAAGGCAUUUGCCCAAGAGUUGUUCAGGGCUUUGAUAAUUGAGGAUCCCAGAGAGAAUAUCAUCUUCUCCCCCGUGGCCAUCUCUAUCGCCAUGGCCACCCUCUCCCUGGGGAUCAAAUCCACAACAUGCACCAACCUCAUUGAGGAUCUGGGACUUCACCUUAGAAAAAUCCAAGUGUUGGACAUGCACCAGCAUGAGCUAGUGAAGCAGGAGCAACUGAAGCACGAGAACAUUCUUUUUAUCAAUAACAACAAGAAGAUCAACCAGAUGUUUCUGCAGGAGAUAGACAGGGUACAUGAAGUGGACAUCCAGGUGAUUGACUUUAAAGAUACAGAAAAAACCAAGAAGGCCAUCAACCACUAUGUGGCUGAAAAAAUACAUAAGAAAAUCAAAGACGUAAUCACCCACCUGGACCCUCAGACCGUCCUGUGUCUUGUCAACUACAUUUUCUUCAAAGGCAUUUGGGAAAGAGCUUUUCAGACCAACCUCACGCAGAAGGAGGACUUCUUUGUGAAUAAAAACACCAAAGUGCAGGUGGACAUGAUGAGGAAGACAGAACGGAUGAUUUACAGCCGCUCAGAGGAGCUGCUUGCUACCAUGGUUAAGAUGCCUUUGAAAGGAAAUGUGUCCAUAAUUCUUGUGCUCCCAGAUGCAGGACAGUUCAACUUUACUCUAAAAGAGAUAACUGCUAAGCGAGCUAGACUUCAGAAGGCCAAUGACUUCAGAUUGGUGCACUUAGUUUUGCCCAAGUUCAAGAUCUCCUCCAAAACAAACUUAAAACAUCUCCUUCUCAAGACUCACAUCAAAGGUAUGCUUACUACAACAGCAGACUCCUGGAGCAUCAUAAAGAAGGCUUCCCUAUCUAAAUUGGAGGCCGUGCAUCAAGCCGAGAUAGAGGUGAGCGAACAUGGCUUAACCACGGAUGCAGCCAAGUACGUGGACAUGUGGAAGGUCCCCGUGGACAUGAAGGAGGUACCCGUGGCCGUGAACUUCAACAGACCCUUCUUGCUGUUUGUGGAAGAUCAGAUGACUCAAAGAGACCUCUUUGUGGGCAAAGUCUUAAAUCCCAAAACUGAGUAG